AUGGAUCCUAAUACCGAGGGCACCACAACUAAAAAGUAUACAUCGCAAAGACGAACAAUUGACAUUUCUGCAUCUUAUGAUAGACUAUAUUUCUUGAAGAAGCAUGGCCAGGAGAAUUCGUCAUAUAUAGAGGCAGAAACCUCAUAUAAUGCUCAUAUACUACCGCCAGAUGCCUAUGGUUUUCAUGGGCAUGCCAUCAAUACAGCAACCAAAUUUACGCAUCUUUCAUCAAAUAAGGUAAAGCACGUUAUUCCGGCUCUUACGUGGACGCCAGAAGGAAGAAGGUUAGUGGUAGCUACAUACAAUGGAGAGUUUUCAUUAUGGAGUGGAUCCAGUUUCAAUUUCGAAAGUAUUAUGCAGGCUCAUGAUAGUGCAGUAACCGUGAUGACAUACUCACAUACAGGGGAUUGGAUGGUUAGUGGUAGCGCUGAUGGGGAGCUUAAGAUCUGGCAACCAAACUUUAAUAUGGUUAAAGUCAUGGACCAAGCACAUAUGGAAUGUGUAAGGGAAAUAUCGUUUAGUCCGACCGACCAGAAGUUUGUCAGUUGUUCUGAUGAUAAUGUGUUGAAAAUAUGGAACUUUAGCAACGGACAACAAGAAAGGGUGCUAUCAGGCCAUCAUUGGGACGUCAAAUCAUGCGACUGGCAUCCGAAGAUGGGUUUAAUCGUAUCAGGAUCCAAAGACAAUCUUAUCAAAUUCUGGGAUCCGCGUAGUGGUAGCUGCGUAUCCACCAUGCUUGGUUUUAAACAUACUAUCAUCUCGACGAAAUUCCAACCCAAACAGGGAAACUUACUAUCUGUAAUUUCGAAGGAUAAAACAUGCAAGGUAUAUGAUAUACGACAACAGGCUAAAGAGCUUUUCAGUGUUCGUGAUGAUGUCGACUACAUGACAUUACAGUGGCAUCCAAUCGAUGAAACAGUGUUUACCGUUGGAUGCUAUGAUGGAUCUAUAAAACAUUUCGAUCUAUCCCAGGAAAAUCAGCCAAACAAACCUACACACAACAUUCCAUAUGCACAUGAAAAAUGUGUUACAUCAUUAGCAUAUAGUCCAAUUGGUCACAUCAUGGCUAGCGCCUCGAAAGAUAGGACUAUUCGAUUCUGGACGAGAUCGAGAGCAGUCGAUCCAAACGCCUUUGAUGAUCCAACAUAUAACAAUGAAAAAGUUAAUGCUUGGUACUUCGGUAUCAAUAAUAACAUUAAUGCUGUCAGAAACAAAACAGAACACGGUGUUGCUUUGCCACCAAGUGAAGACUCCAAUAAUAAUGAAAAUGGCGACGGUUCCAGAUCAGUUGAACCUGAGCGACCAUCUGUCAGUACUUUACCAGGUUUGGGAUCAGGAUUACCAGGCCUAAGUUUUUAA
This is a messenger RNA of Kluyveromyces lactis, 1359 nucleotides long. It is a transcript of the gene PFS2, whose product is annotated as cleavage polyadenylation factor subunit PFS2. Gene Ontology annotation, molecular function: protein binding. Gene Ontology annotation, cellular component: mRNA cleavage and polyadenylation specificity factor complex. The record is from RefSeq and is a predicted model, not a curated record. The transcript has a single exon. Bases 1 to 1359 code for a protein of 452 amino acids. Lineage: Eukaryota; Fungi; Ascomycota; Saccharomycetes; Saccharomycetales; Saccharomycetaceae.